Molecule: messenger RNA, 2063 nt
Organism: Phyllostomus hastatus (greater spear-nosed bat)
Lineage: Eukaryota; Metazoa; Chordata; Mammalia; Chiroptera; Phyllostomidae
Gene: REEP2
Product: receptor accessory protein 2
Exons: 8
Coding region: 158-922 (254 amino acids)
Biological process (GO): endoplasmic reticulum tubular network organization
Cellular component (GO): endoplasmic reticulum membrane; cytoplasmic microtubule; endoplasmic reticulum tubular network
Molecular function (GO): microtubule binding; taste receptor binding
Source: RefSeq, a predicted model, not a curated record
CCUUUAACGGCGGCGGCUCGUCGCUCCGCGGCCCCCGCGGCGGCUGCUGCUGCUACUGCGGCUUCUGCUGCCGCUGCCGCCGCCGCCGCCGCCGCCGCCGCCCGACCUCCGGCAGCUGCAUCCUCGGCCGGGCGGGGUCCCCACCCCGCGCCCCGCCAUGGUGUCCUGGAUCAUCUCUCGCCUGGUGGUGCUCAUCUUCGGCACCCUGUACCCAGCCUAUUCCUCCUACAAAGCUGUGAAGACAAAAAACGUGAAGGAAUAUGUGAAAUGGAUGAUGUACUGGAUCGUCUUUGCCUUCUUCACCACGGCUGAGACGCUCACAGACAUCGUGCUCUCCUGGUUCCCUUUCUAUUUCGAGCUCAAGAUUGCCUUUGUGAUAUGGCUGCUGUCCCCCUAUACCAAGGGCUCCAGUGUGCUCUACCGCAAGUUUGUGCACCCGACACUGUCCAACAAGGAGAAGGAGAUUGAUGAGUACAUUACACAGGCCCGAGACAAGAGCUAUGAGACUAUGAUGAGGGUGGGCAAGAGGGGCCUGAAUCUGGCCGCCAAUGCUGCCGUCACAGCUGCUGCCAAGGGCCAGGGGGUGCUGUCAGAGAAGCUCCGAAGCUUCAGCAUGCAAGACCUGACCCUGAUCCGAGACGAGGACACACUGCCCCUGCAGGGCCCUGACGGCCGCCUCCGCCCCAGCCCCAGCAGCCUUCUGGACACCAUUGAGGACCUAGGAGACGACCCCACCCUGAGUUUAAGGUCUGGCACAAACCAGGCAGAUUCCCGGACAGAGCCCUCUGAGGAUGAUGUGGGAGACAAGGCCCCCAAGAGGGCCAAAUCUGUCAAAAAAGUGCCCAAAGCUGAGCCACUGGCUUCCAAGACACUGAAGACCCGGCCCAAGAAGAAGACCUCUGGUGGGGGUGACUCAGCUUGAGGUCCAGACGCCCUGCCUUCUGCAGAGCCCCUGCUCCACACUGUGCCGUACCCGUGUGUUACAGGCCCCAGGGCCCCUCAGAUGGCUGUUUCUGGUGCCUGCCCAGUGGCUGCUUGUCUGGAAAGGCUUGGAAAAGAGGAGGGAAGCCCUGGGAGGGGGGGAGGGGCAGGUAGAAGGUAGAGGCUGGACCAGGAGCUGAGGACUGAGCCACCCAAGGAGGUGGAGGCUCCUCGGAGCCUGAACUGCCACUCUCCCCGCCCCAGCCCUGUUUGCCCACCCAGUGCCUUGCUGAAGACCACGGCCGUCUGCAUCUGCGUCUCUGAGGUCCUAACGUGCACUUGCUGCUGUCCCUGGGUUGGGGGGUGGGGGAGCAGUCACAGCCCAGGUGAGCCAGAGGUGGGGGAGGCGCCUAGAGGAGGGAGGGGGUGAGGAGGGCCUCAGGGAACCUGGGCAGGGGCUGCAGGCCACAGCUGUGAAUGGAGGACAGGGGCUGAGUGUGGGCUUAGUGACCAGGGUGGCCAGGCCAGAGCCUAGUUGGGGGCAUUGGAUGAACUGUGUGCCGCAUGGCCCCACUAAAAGGACAUGGGAUUCCAGGGGUGUGGGUGUGAGUGUGGGUGUGUUUUUGCGGGUCCGGGGCUGGGGGUUUGGGGUAAAGGACUUUCCCUCUCGCAGUGGUCUCUCCCUGUGAUCUCUCUCCACCCUCAGCCCUCCCUUCUAGUCUCUGAGCCUCAGAGGGGCCCAGCCCAUGAGGCAGAGGGACUCUGUGGGGCCUCUCACCUCCUCUGACCGCAGUCCUUUUUUGCCUCUUCCCAUUCCUUUCCUACCCCUGGACUAGACUCCUCUACCCCUCGGGGCCCACUGGAGAGGCCCCUGCUGAGACAGCUCCUUUCCUCCACACCAGGAGGCCCAUCCUUGCCCCCAGGUCUUCUUCCUAUGCCUAGUAGAUGGGGCCCCACGUGAGCAGAACCCUGCCAGAGCUCACCCAUUGCCCCACACCCUGCCCCAGCUUCCGCUGUGACUUCAGUCAGAGCCAGGAAUGUGUGAGGGGAAAAGAAACGCAGGAGCCAUGGUGCUCCCAAUUCACUGGAAGUAGAUACUCAUUCAACCUUUGGCACUGGACAAACCAAUAAACCAAACUCUG